AUUCCCCUACCUCCAUGGGUGCUUGAAGAGAUCAGCAAGAACCCGGACCUUGUCUACACCGACAAAUCAGGAAGUUCAAGUAGGAAUGGGCCCUUGUGGAGAAUUGAGAUACCCAUGGGAAUUGGGGAAUUCCAAUGUUAUGACAAGUAUAUGAGAGCUUCACUCAGAGCAGCAGCUGAAGAAGCAGGAAAUCCGGACUGGGGGAUAGAUGGCCCCAAGGAUUCCGACAACAUCUUAGCAGUUGCUGAAGGGGUAUUCAGAGGGACUGGGGUAAAGCUAUCAAGAAAAGUUGCAGGGAUCCAUUGGCAUUACAAAACGAGGUCUCACGCAGCAGAACUCACAGCAGGAUACUACAACACCAGAAACCGCGACGGUUACCUACCAGUAGCCCAAAUGUUCGCCAAGCAUGGAGUUGUGUUCAACUUCAUAUGCAUGGAAACUUAG
Messenger RNA from Linum tenue, 444 nucleotides. Lineage: Eukaryota; Viridiplantae; Streptophyta; Magnoliopsida; Malpighiales; Linaceae. The record is from the annotation of a GenBank genome assembly.